AUGUACUGCGCAGAUUGGGUGCUCCUUUCACCCUCUCCCCAGCUUUCGGGUAGCCUCGAAUUCACCGUCGGACGUCCUCCGCCUUUUCCGCCCAAUUGCCGCGACGAAACCGGAGCCAUUCCGCCCGGCCUGCUAUCUUCGAGGAUACCAUACGUGGGCGUCGCCCUGUCUACGAGCGCAGGUACUCUGAAUCACCUUCACUCGUUGAACGACACGGCCAUCGACCGAGACGAACGGUUCGCUGACCCCGAGGAGGCGCGCCGUGGAGAGUACCCAGAGGAGAGGGUGCGAGAGGAGUCCCGCGCGACGCCGGACGACCUCAACUGGAUACGCCGCAGCAAGACGCUGAAGCUGAACCCAGCUAAGUGCGCGCUCCUGGUUGAGCAGCUCCGCAGGAACACUGAAACAGCACAGGACAUAGGUUACAUUCUCGUGGACAUCCGCGGCUUUCGGUGCACUAAUGGGGACAACGUCUGGAGUAACGCCACAAAGCUCGUCUCGCCGGACCUACCGCGCCUCGGAAGCGCGACGCUGCGCUUAUCCAAGGAAGACAUCACCGUCUAG
This is a messenger RNA of Fomitopsis serialis, 564 nucleotides long. RefSeq lists its product as uncharacterized. Lineage: Eukaryota; Fungi; Basidiomycota; Agaricomycetes; Polyporales; Fomitopsidaceae. The coding region runs from base 1 to 564 and encodes 187 amino acids. The record is from RefSeq and is a predicted model, not a curated record. The transcript is spliced from 3 exons.